GAGUGACAGGGCUAGCGCGCGCAGUUCGGAUGGCGGAGGAGGGGAGGAUGUGGAGGGACCGGCACGGGGCGGCCAGUGAGCUCUUCUCCUUCCUCAGCGGUAUCUGUAAGGAAGUGAAGAAAGAGAGGCAGCAGGACCCUUUUAUCUACAAGGAUGACCUGCAGGUUCACUUGGUUAAUCCAGGCCAAUGCAAGUCACUGGAAGGUUUCUGGGGUGGAGGUGAAAUGGCUUUCGUUAUGGAGGGAAAGCCUUUUAAAGUAGAUGAAGAAAAUUUGGACAAAUCCCAGGACAGUUACAGCCAUUCAUUCAAUGUCCCUGUGGAGGAGUCCUGCCUACCAUUGCCGCUGUCCUCCGUGAAAGCCAGGCAGCUACUUUCCAGCUAUACUUUGACACACAACCCCAACAUGGCUGAUCUGCGGAAUGGGAAAGCAGUGGACGUCUUGCCUCAAUUGUGGGUGCGAUGUGACGGCUCCGACCCAGAAGGAACCUGUUGGCUUGGCGCUGAGCCUAUUAAAACCAGCAGAAAUGAGAUCACAGGAAUGGCCUUCCAUAAAGUGACCUAUUUAGUCCCGACCACAGACAGAACCUCAUUCCCAAGCUUAGAAGCCCUGAAGAGAUCACACAAAGAGAGACAUCACUCAUCCGCUAUGCAGACAAGAGGAUUUGCUCAGUAUGACUUAUUUAGCACAGUGGAAAGCUCUAUUAUUGAAUCGCAAACUAACGUCACAGUCGAUUUUGUUUGGAACGGAGUGGACAAGAUCUUGCACAUCCCACCUCUGACCUCUGCGGCCACAAUGAAUAUCAUGGUGGAAUCCGGAGAUCCCAGAAGUCCUGUCUACUCCGUGUAUAAGGAGCUUGAGUUUUUGCUGGUUUUGUCUGAAGGAUUGAGAACCGGAGUAACAGAAUGGCCAGAGACCUCCGAAUCGAAGACCGCUGUGGAGAUGGUGCAGGAACUUUUGAAUGAACUAAAGAAUAAACUGGAUGGCGUUCAUAACCCCGCACCUAGGAAAGAAGCCGAGAAACUCAAGAGUGAUGUGGCAGAGGUAGAGAGUUCCAUCCAUUGUUUUCUCUCAGAACGCGGAGAUCUGGACUUUGCGGAGAUGUUGUGGAGCAAGAUGAGGAAUAGUGUUUCCUGUUACCAAGAUGUUGUAACCUGCUUUUCUCUGGUCAUCCAGGCUAUGAGACAUGGCGAAGUGCACCCCUGGAUCCAUCGUGGGAGCAGCAGUACUCUGAGUCAACUAAUCCAACAAUCGUACCAUGGAGAGAUGAAAAGUAUCCCUCUUUCAGGCCUUACUCCUAUCCGCAUGCUGCUUGAGAUUGGUCUAGACAAGAUGAAAAAAGAUUACUUGAACUCCUUUAUAGGUCGAGAACUUGCAACUUUCAAUUACUUGGAUUACUUUGUCAGCACAUCAGUGGAUCUGCAGGAGCAGGUGCAUCGCGUCAAGAAGCUGCAUCAUAUGCUUGAAGUGGUAGCACAUUGCAAUGCUUUCCUCAGCCUGGAGCACGAGAACCUCUUUCCUCUCACACAAAUCUGUCUCAAGCAUUACAAAGAGAACCCCUGGAAUGAGCAGCACGUGUUUAAGCUUCCAAUCAGACCGACUGUCAUCGGCAGUUUUUACCAAAAUUCACACCCUCAGACAUGGAGACUGGAGAUCAUCAGUGGACACGGGCAAAAAGAAGUAAAAACCACAUGGCAGCUCAGUGCCAGACCACCCGUAGACCAUCUGCCGUGUGACGUUUCAGGUGUUCAGCCUGACAUGACAUUCAGCGUGGACAAUGAGGACAUCGCUUACUAUCAAGCCCAGAUCAGCUGCAGUCACGUGUGCUUCUGCUGAGUAUUCACACAGGUGAAUGUUCUCCUACAUUGUAACCAUAUUUCUUAUAAAUGAUUUUCUAUUAAACUGCA
Molecule: messenger RNA, 1906 nt
Organism: Rana temporaria (common frog)
Lineage: Eukaryota; Metazoa; Chordata; Amphibia; Anura; Ranidae
Gene: ZWILCH
Product: zwilch kinetochore protein
Exons: 18
Coding region: 30-1835 (601 amino acids)
Biological process (GO): protein localization to kinetochore; mitotic spindle assembly checkpoint signaling
Cellular component (GO): RZZ complex
Source: RefSeq, a predicted model, not a curated record